Molecule: messenger RNA, 1017 nt
Organism: Saccharomyces paradoxus
Lineage: Eukaryota; Fungi; Ascomycota; Saccharomycetes; Saccharomycetales; Saccharomycetaceae
Gene: SAS2
Product: histone acetyltransferase
Exons: 1
Coding region: 1-1017 (338 amino acids)
Biological process (GO): regulation of DNA-templated transcription
Molecular function (GO): histone acetyltransferase activity
Source: RefSeq, a predicted model, not a curated record
AUGGCAGGAUCUCUAGGUCAACCACUCACAGCAACUGCUCAGCAACUCAAAGGAAAGAAGAAUGGUGGAAAAGGCAAGAAUAAACCCUCAGCGAAGAUUAAAAAAAUUCGGAAAGAGAUGCUAUAUGGAAUACUGAAUGAAAGGAACAUAAGACAGAUUCAGUUUGGCUUGAGUAAAAGAUUUCCUACUUGGUACGGGAGCGCCGUUUAUUUCGAUCCUGAAACAAAAAGACUAGGGUGCUCUGAGUCCAAGGGUCAGCCUUCCUCUGUUUCGAGCGGCCAAUACUGGUUAGACACUCUUUUCGUUUGUGAGUACUGCUUCAAGUACACAGAUGAUCGAACACGGUUUGUUGCACAUGUCGCAGUUUGUCCAUUUCAAUAUCGUGCUCCAGGUAAAAUAAAAUACAAAAGCCCUGAGUAUACAAUAAGAAGAGUGAAAGGAUCCAAAUACCAGCUAUUUUGCCAAUGUCUUUGUCUUUUCACGAAGCUAUAUCUGGAUAACAAAUCCAUGUAUUUUAAAGUAGAUCAUUAUGAAUUUUACAUAGUUUAUGAAACUGGGUCAACAAAGCCGAUGGGAUUCUUUUCGAAAGAUUUAGUGUCAUACCAGCAAAAUAACCUAGCAUGCAUCCUGACAUUUCCACCAUAUCAAAGACGUGGAUUAGGCCUUUUACUUAUUGAGUUUUCGUACAAAUUAUCUCAAUUAGAAGGUGUCAUAUCAGGGCCAGAAGUACCGUUAUCACCUUUUGGAUUAAUCGGGUACUUGAAAUAUUGGUCACAGAUACUCUGUUGGCAUCUUAUUGAGGGCGAUCUCGCCCACUUUGAUAAAGUGACCCUGGAGGACCUUUCUGUAGUGACCGGAAUGAGAGUCAGUGAUAUUAUUUUGACCUUGAAACACCUGAACUGUAUUGGAGAAAAUAACCAAAUUUACUUGCAAUCAUUGAACACUUGGUUAAAAUUACACGGAACAAAAGGGAACUGGUUCAAAUUGAAAGAUGAAUACUUGCUAAUAGAUGACUAG